Messenger RNA from Eimeria tenella, 411 nucleotides. Its product is annotated as Chromosome II, complete genome, related. Gene Ontology annotation, cellular component: intracellular membrane-bounded organelle. NCBI's taxonomy places the organism in Eukaryota, Apicomplexa, Conoidasida, Eucoccidiorida, Eimeriidae. The transcript is spliced from 6 exons. The record is from RefSeq and is a predicted model, not a curated record. Gene Ontology annotation, molecular function: 2 iron, 2 sulfur cluster binding. Bases 1 to 411 code for a protein of 136 amino acids.
AUGGGUGGCGCUCUCCGUUGUUGGGAGGAGAUGGGGCAGCAGCAGGCCAAGGCGCUUCCCAAGAUUAUGAGGAAGGCGGGAGAUCCCAUGAACGUCUUCAAUCUGCCGAGUGUACACACGGAGGUCUUAUACCCCACGGCCAAACGGACGGUCAACUUCUCCAUCUGCCGCUGCUGGCAGUCCACGAAGUUUCCCAUAUGCGACAACGCGCAUAAGGUGCUGCAGAAGCAAGGCUGCAACUGCGGCCCCACUAUGCUGGAAGUUCGCCAGGCCCCGAGCCUCACAGAGCCGCGAGAUAUGAACAGCAGCUUUGAAAGCAAAGAGCGAAUGUCUGCUGGGGCUCUCUUUGGAGGUGCUGCGUCUGUUGCUGCUGCUGUCGCAGCUGGCGGCCACGCGUUUGGCUUUUUCUGA